Pocillopora damicornis (cauliflower coral) is the source of this 846-nucleotide messenger RNA. Its product is annotated as tubulin-specific chaperone C. Gene Ontology annotation, biological process: tubulin complex assembly; post-chaperonin tubulin folding pathway. Gene Ontology annotation, cellular component: cytoplasm. The record is from RefSeq and is a predicted model, not a curated record. Gene Ontology annotation, molecular function: tubulin binding. Lineage: Eukaryota; Metazoa; Cnidaria; Anthozoa; Scleractinia; Pocilloporidae.
CAGACCUAUUAUAGAUUCAAGAUGGCGGAUAUUCGAGAGAGACUCGAAAGACGAAACGAAGAGCGAUUGGCAGCGAUUGAGAAGCGUAAAGCUGAUAAAGAAAGCAAAGAACAACCAUCAGAAAAUGUAGAGUACAUCACUUCUACUUUCUCUAAAGAAAAGAGUGAUAUUGAGGAGCAGCUAGGCAAAAGGGCUACUACAAUCGAAGCCGGGAAUAAACUAAAGGCGGGUGAAUUCUUUGAUAUGCUGUCAGACAAGUGCCAGAAACUUCAAAAAUUCGUGGCGGACUCUGCAAUGUUUUUGCCUUCUCGUGAUAUACAAGUCUUACAGGAAACCGUGAAGGCUUUACAGCAGGAUAUUAAUGAGAAGAGGGAGGAAUAUCUGCCCAAGAAAAAGUUUACUUUCAAGACGAGAAAAAAGGAAACAUUUAAUAAGGAUGGACCUCUCAGUCAAGAGGCAAAGAACAAAGAGCUUCCUUUACCAGCAACAGAAAAGAAGCUUUUAGAUUCCUGUCUAGGUUUUCAAGGAGUUGCAGAUCAAACACUAACCAUGAAUCAGUCACAGGUCAAAAAUCAAGACAUCACUCUAAGAGAUCUUCAAAACUGUACUGUAAUUAUUUAUGGUCCACCAUCUGCAUUGCAUAUGAACAAACUGACAAGGUGUACAGUCUUAUGUGGACCUGUGUCAGGAGCAGUAUUCAUUGAAGACUGUGCGAAAUGCAAUUUUGUCUUUCCUUGUCAUCAGCUGCGAGUUCAUAGCACAACUGACAGCAAGUUUUAUCUUCAUGUCACUAGUAGAGCUAUUGUUGAGGACUGUUCCAAUGUAGGUUUUGCUCCUUUUAACUGG